GAUUUCUUCAUCAACAAUGGAGGAGGAAAGCGAGGUGGGAAGAGAGAGCGAUCUGAAGGCGGCAGGGGCGGAGCUGCUUCCAGAUGGACGGCGAGGAUUGCAUCUCAAGGGAUGGAAGAUCGAAUCCCUCCAUCGAUCCAUUCUCACCUCUCUCGCCAUCCAAGAGUGGGAAGAAAAGCUCGGAACAUCACACUUACCUGAGAUGGUUUUUGGAGAGAGCUCUCUAUGUCUUUCACAUGUGGAUAGCGGUGUUAAACUGCAUUACAAUGCCUUUGAUGCUCUAAAGGGAUGGAAGCAGGAGGCAUUGCCACCCGUUGAAGUCCCUGCAGCAGCAAAAUGGAAAUUUAGAAGCAAACCGUUUCAGCAGGUGAUACUCGACUAUGACUAUACGUUCACGACACCUUACUGUGGAAGUGAGGCAAUUGAACCAAAUCAAGGAAAGAUAACUUCUGAAAAUUCAUGUUUCGAUCUCCAGUGGGAGGACUGUGAUGAACGAAUUGAUUUAGCAGCACUCUCAGCUAAGGAGCCAAUAUUGUUUUAUGAUGAGGUGAUUUUGUAUGAAGACGAGUUGGCUGAUAAUGGGGUAUCACUCUUAACAGCAAAAGUGAGAGUGAUGCCGAGUUGUUGGUUUCUUCUACUUCGUUUCUGGCUUAGAGUAGAUGGAGUGCUGAUGAGAUUAAGGGACACUCGAGUCUAUUGUGCUUUUAAUGACAAAGCUAAACCUGUCAUUCUUCGUGAGAGCUGUUGGAGAGAAGCAACCAUCCAAAGUUUAUCCUCUAAAGGUUUUCCAACAGAUGCUGCUGUUUAUGGUGAUCCAAGCCACAUUAGCCAGAAGCUCCCCAUAAUCAAACAUAAGACCCAGAGGCUGAACAUCCCUGGUUAAGCUUUCUAACUGAGCAAGCCCAUGUCGCUACGAGCCUCUCCUCUUAACCUUGGAUGGACAAAACGUUCGUAAUUAUACGUGUUUUGGUUCAUUUAUAGCAGUGCAUAUAUAGCAUGAUCUUUAUAUUAUUGAUCUGUCUUUCAUUGUGAUCUUAUCAAUACAUCUGUAAUAUGCUAUAUUUUUCUGUAAGUUUCAGUAUGCGACCUAAUAAACUAAAUCAAGAUUCUGGCUCUUAAGAAAAAAUCUUUAGGAUUUCGAUGUUAUUUUCA
Messenger RNA from Asparagus officinalis (garden asparagus), 1152 nucleotides. RefSeq names its product TIP41-like protein. The record is from RefSeq and is a predicted model, not a curated record. Lineage: Eukaryota; Viridiplantae; Streptophyta; Magnoliopsida; Asparagales; Asparagaceae. Gene Ontology annotation, biological process: TOR signaling. Gene Ontology annotation, cellular component: cytosol.